AUGUACUGCUAUUCAACACUUACACGAGACACACUAAUAAAUCACAAUCAAAAACACAUCAAAUUAUUAUGGAAAGGGAGAAUAAUUUUUUAUCGUUGUCGUUGGUCGACUUCACUGUUGACAUAUGUAGAACAAAAAAAACAAGCGAGUAUCUUUUUUCUAGAAAAAGGUUUCUUUUGUACUAAAAUACUGUUCAAGUUACCCGUUAAACGAUCCGCAAAAAACUACUGA
Messenger RNA from Adineta ricciae, 231 nucleotides. The record is from the annotation of a GenBank genome assembly. NCBI's taxonomy places the organism in Eukaryota, Metazoa, Rotifera, Eurotatoria, Adinetida, Adinetidae.